Messenger RNA from Anopheles marshallii, 1251 nucleotides. Its product is annotated as ubiquitin-conjugating enzyme E2 Q2. Gene Ontology annotation, molecular function: ubiquitin conjugating enzyme activity. NCBI's taxonomy places the organism in Eukaryota, Metazoa, Arthropoda, Insecta, Diptera, Culicidae. Gene Ontology annotation, cellular component: nucleus. The transcript has 7 exons. The record is from RefSeq and is a predicted model, not a curated record. The coding region runs from base 1 to 1251 and encodes 416 amino acids. Gene Ontology annotation, biological process: protein polyubiquitination.
AUGGCGUGCCUGAAUACGCUGAAGCUAGAAAUCAAAACGCUCGAGCAGGUCUUCCCGAAGAACCAUGAACGGUUCCAAAUCCUUAGCGCCACGGUGGACGAACUGUGCUGCCGCUUCAUCGGUCGCAACGGCAAGCAAUACGUAAUCCAUGCCAACAUUACGGAAACGUAUCCAUCCACGCCUCCAGUAUGGUUCGCCGAAAGCGAGGACACAAGUAUUAGCAACGCUGUACAAAUACUAACGAAUACGAACGGUUUAGAUAAUCAUGUUGUAAAUCAGGUACACAUACUGUUACGCGAACUCUGCCGGCAGCACACGGUUCCACUACCUCCCGAUCUGGAAACGCUGAAGAAAGCCUUCCAGCCGAAUGGUGGCGCAGCCGGGGCACACCUACAUGCAGCCGCCCAUCUCCAGCAUGGCAUGCCACCACAGCAGUUACUUUCGGCGCACCAGCAACAGCAGCAGCAACAUCAGCAACUUCAGCUGCAACACCAGCAACAGGCGAUCGAUGAGAUCGACUCCGACUGUGAUGAUAUCGAGGAUGUGGUCGGCGAAAGCGACCAGGAAAGUGAAGGUGAAGAGGAUUUGCCCCUCGAGAUGGACGAUGGCCGCAGCACGGCGAAGAAAGACGAAAUGGAAGUAGAACAUUUAGCAACAUUGGAAAGAUUACGACAAACGCAACGGCAGGAUUAUUUGAAGGGUUCCGUGUCUGGUUCGGUGCAGGCGACGGAUAGACUUAUGAAGGAGCUGCGUGACAUCUACCGGUCCGAUUCGUUCAAAAACAACAUGUACUCGAUAGAGCUAGUAAACGAUUCCAUUUACGAGUGGAACAUCCGUCUCAUGUCGGUCGACCCGGACAGUCCGCUGCACAACGAUCUGGUAUUGCUAAAGGAGCGCGAAGGCAAGGACAGCAUACUGCUGAACAUCAUGUUCAAGGAAACGUACCCUUUCGAGCCACCGUUCGUGCGGGUCGUGCAUCCGAUCAUAUCCGGCGGCUACGUCCUGGUAGGUGGUGCCAUCUGCAUGGAGCUGCUCACGAAACAGGGCUGGAGCUCAGCUUACACCGUGGAAGCGGUCAUUAUGCAAAUAGCGGCCACACUAGUCAAGGGCAAGGCGCGAAUACAGUUCGGCCCUACGAAGUCUCUUUCACAGGGUCAGUACAGCUUAGCUAGAGCGCAGCAAAGUUUCAAAUCGCUCGUGCAAAUCCACGAAAAGAACGGAUGGUUUACACCGCCCAAAGAGGACGGUUAA